UGUUGCCUUAUAAGGCGGGGCCGGGCGGCGCCGGGGGAGUGGCCGCCCCUGCCCCUCCCGGCGCCGGCCAGCUGCUGGGACCCGCUCGCUACCCAGCGCAACUUAGCGGUGCAGUCGCGGAGCCGAGGAGUGCACACGGCGGGCCAUGGGAAAGUCGGCUUCCAAACAGUUUAAUAACGAGGUCCUGAAGGCCCACAAUGAGUACCGGGCUCAGCACGGUGUCCCUCCACUGAAGCUCUGCAAGAAGCUCAACCAGGAAGCCCAACAGUAUUCGGAGGCCCUGGCCAGCACAAGAAUUCUCAAGCACAGCCCAGAGUCCAGUCGUGGCCAAUGUGGGGAGAACCUUGCAUGGGCAUCCUAUGAUCAGACAGGAAAGGAAGUGGCUGAUAGGUGGUACAGUGAAAUCAAGAACUACAACUUCCAGCAGCCUGGCUUCACCUCGGGGACUGGACACUUCACAGCCAUGGUGUGGAAGAAUACAAAGAAGAUAGGCGUGGGGAAGGCGUCUGCAAGUGACGGGUCCUCCUUCGUGGUGGCCAGGUACUUUCCAGCAGGGAAUGUCGUCAACCAGGGCUUCUUCGAAGAAAAUGUCCCACCUCCAAAGAAGUAACUUACAUCACAAAUGCAAUGAGACAGUGGAGACUCGUAUAUGAAGUGCCUAUAGACCAACAAAGAGCCAACGGAUGUCUGUCCCUGGGG
Molecule: messenger RNA, 699 nt
Organism: Acomys russatus (golden spiny mouse)
Lineage: Eukaryota; Metazoa; Chordata; Mammalia; Rodentia; Muridae
Gene: Glipr2
Product: GLI pathogenesis related 2
Exons: 5
Coding region: 146-610 (154 amino acids)
Cellular component (GO): extracellular region
Source: RefSeq, a predicted model, not a curated record